Messenger RNA from Fusarium redolens, 417 nucleotides. RefSeq lists its product as uncharacterized. The transcript has a single exon. NCBI's taxonomy places the organism in Eukaryota, Fungi, Ascomycota, Sordariomycetes, Hypocreales, Nectriaceae. The record is from RefSeq and is a predicted model, not a curated record. The coding region runs from base 95 to 307 and encodes 70 amino acids.
AUACCUAGAUGAGAGUGUCGAGGUUUCUAGCAGUGUUUGCCCCUCAUGUCCAAUAUUGUAUUCAAGACGGAAACUUGGUGCAGGUUCAUUCGUCAUGGAGGGUACGGUAUCAGUCAGACUGCCCUUACAAUCUCUCGUCUUAGUUUCCCUACGGAUCGUGUCCGGCCCUCUACGGUCCGCUCCUCAAGUGGUAAGUGGUAGCAGUAAACAUGGAGCGCUCCGUCCGCCCGCUCCUCUCCCGCCUGGACCCUGUCCUGUAUGUAGAUGUGUUUCAACUUCUGAAGCGAUAUGCACUGAGAGAACUUAGCUGUGUUUGUGAGGCCGCGGGUGUGUGAUAUGUGGUUGGUUCCUUUAGCAUGGGCAAAACGCAUACGAUCAGCCUCAAGAUCUCUGAAACCUUCAGAUGCGUCUCAAGCU